AUGGUCACUGCGAUGCAUCAGCGUGUGAAACUCCGCGGGGUCGAGGAAGCGGUGAUUCCUUUCUCGGUCGCACACUCUUCGCCGUCCACAGUCCACCGCUCCUCUGCCUGCGAGGGUGACCCCGCUGGCGAUGAGGAGCCCCACGCAGAGCCUCUGUACCUCUCUCUCCAACAAGGAGGACGGGUGCGCGUGCUGCGGCGAGAGUGUCAUCACGGCACAGGUCCACAGGGUGCCUCCUCACACAUGCUAGCAGCUGCCCCCGGUGGAGCGGCUCUAUCGCAGCCGCAGUGGUGUAUCGCACAGCGAGAAGAUGGGGCUAUCGGGCUUGCCCCCGGUUCUCUGCUGCGCCGCGUGCCUGGCGCGCUUUUUUCUGCGUGCCUAGACCCCGCGGCGGUUGUUAUGCACAGUGAUCGUUUACAAGGCCCCUCGUCGUUGAAACCCCCCACCGCAACUCGCCGCGGUCACCACAGCACUUUGGAGGCGAGGGAAAAGGCGACAUUGCGUGGAGCUGAAGAGAUCAGGCCCACGCAAACUCCGAGUCCCAAGAGUGGGUCUCGGUGGUGUGACAUGGCGGACGAGGAUGACGAGGUCGCGGAUGCGCUCCAACUGCAGGGGCGGCGGCAGUCAAGCCUGCAAGAGCGGCUGAAUGCCUUUUGUGAUGCUUCAUCCGCGAUAAUGUCGACACACGGAGAGCCACACACCACGGAUACCGCCAUAUCAUGCCCACUUGCGGCUCAUGGCACAGAAACGGCGAGUGACAGCAAGUGCUCUGAGAAGGACGAGAGGCGUCGACUCAUGAAGGAGGAAGCACGUGUGCGUGCGGAGCUGCACUGGCUGACGGACGACCUUGCGCCACGCCUACAAGUAGCGUGCACGGAAGCGCAGGUCGCAUUGGAAAAGCUGCAGCAGGAUGGACGUCGCACAAACGCCGUCGGCUCCUCCGCUUCCUCUGACCGCUCCGCAGACUCCCCGAAUCCGCUCGCAGCCCUCGAUCGCGAGCAUGAGCGUGUUGCGGGGCUGCUAGAGAAAGUGGAAGCGCUUCAGACGGAACUGGACCGCGAAGCGUCGGCGGAUGCCGUAGGCAAGCCGCAGAAAUCGCACCUCUCCCAUGGACACGAUGCCACCGCCAGCAGCAUCGACGCAGGUCCUCCGGGGCCGCUGGAGGCGCGGCACAGCCGCCACGACGAGGUGACCACACCAGACCUCAAGGCGGCGGACCCGUACAUGGUAGAAACGCUGCGUCUCCUCGUGGCAGAGGAAAUGGAGACGGUGGACUCGUACCGAUCACAAAAACUGGCGCUGCAGCAACGCCUGUCCCGUCUGGAUGAGCUGAUCGAGGAAGUUGCCGCAGAAGAAGCAUCGCUGAGGAAGUCGGAGACGGCACUGCAUGAGUUGCUGGAUGGACGGACAAGCGAGCCUGUGGUUGACUUCGCCUGGCCACGCACUCUGCAAGGGCUAACAGAUGAAGAGGACACAGCCCUGAGCGCGUCUGUUCAUAUGUUUGACAAGUACAAGCGCAAGCUCCAGGUCAUCACUGGCGGCAGUCAAUCCAGCUCCUCCACAAAUGCCCCCAGUAGUAGUGCGGAUGUGAGUCUGUUGGCCAACACGUCCACCGCCUCCUCAGCCACGGCAGCCGCUGAGGCAACUGAGCGGAGCGGACUUACCGCUACAACCUGUGCAGGAACACCCAAUCGGCAUACGCACUCAAACGGCCGCGCCUCCAUGUGCGACGGGGACAGUGCUGUCACGACGCCCACCUCUUCACGCGUGGAGCACCUUCGUCAGGUGUUGAAGAAGGGCGACCGUGAGCUGGCACACCUGCAGGCAAAGCUGAAAGCGGCACAAGAGUACUGCGACACGUAUGGGCCAAUCGCACGAGAACUCGAUGAGCAGCUCCAACGCGGUGAGCGGGUAUUGGCCGAGAGGAAGAAGUAUUUGGCAGAUUUACAAGCGGCAGAGAAUGGGGAAGCCUUGAGGAGUGACUGCUGA
Molecule: messenger RNA, 1989 nt
Organism: Leishmania mexicana MHOM/GT/2001/U1103
Lineage: Eukaryota; Euglenozoa; Kinetoplastea; Trypanosomatida; Trypanosomatidae
Exons: 1
Coding region: 1-1989 (662 amino acids)
Source: RefSeq, a predicted model, not a curated record